GGCGGAGACGGAAAAAUCCAACCGGAUCCAGAGUGGGAAUUUCGGCCUUUUCCCAGGAUUCCGGACGUGUGUCCUGGCCAACCAUUGGCUGGACGACGGCGAGGGCCGGAUCCGGAGGGCCCGGCUCAUGGAUCUGCUCCGGAGGCACUUCCACCUGGUGCUGGAAUCCUGCCGGAUCGGGAUGGGAAAACCGGAUCCCGGGAUCUUCUCCCGCGCCCUGGAAGAGCUGCGGGCGGAGCCGCGGGAGGCCAUCCUGCUGGAUGAGAUCCCGGAAAACCUGGAGGCGGCGCGGGAGAUGGGAAUGGCCACGAUCCUGGUGCGGGACACGGACACGGCGAUCACGGAGCUGGAGAAGCUCUCGGGGCUCCAGGUGGGGAUUCCCGGGAUUCCUGGCAUUCCUGGGAUUCCUGAGGGAGCUGGAGCAGCUCUGGGGUGUCCAGAUGGGAAUUCCCAGGAUUCCUGGCAUUCCCAGGAUUCCUGAGGGAGCUGGAGCUGCUCUGGGGUGUCCAGCUCCGGAGCCUGGAGGAGCCGAUCCCGAAUCCGGGCGAUCCAUCGGAUGUCGCCCACGGAUACGUCCCCAUCCGGGUACUGGGAAUCUCUGGGAUUGGGAUGGGCUGGGAAUGUGUGGGAUCCAAGGAAUGUGUUGGGAAUGUGUGGGAUCCAAGGAAUGUGUUGGGAAUGUGUGGGAUCCAAGGGAUAUCCUGGGAAUGUGUGAGAUCCAAGGGAUGUGUUGGAUAUCCUGGGAAUGUCUGGGAUCCAAGGGAUGUGUUGGAUAUCCUGGGAAUGUGUGGGAUCCAAGGGAUGUGCCGAGUGUGCUGGGAAUGUCUGGGAUUGGGAUG
Messenger RNA from Neopelma chrysocephalum (saffron-crested tyrant-manakin), 839 nucleotides. RefSeq names its product bifunctional epoxide hydrolase 2-like. Lineage: Eukaryota; Metazoa; Chordata; Aves; Passeriformes; Pipridae. The record is from RefSeq and is a predicted model, not a curated record. Bases 128 to 481 code for a protein of 117 amino acids. The transcript has 5 exons.